AUAAUUAAUUGAGUACUGAUAUCGAAAUGGAUUCGCGUAAAUUUGGAGAUCCAUCGUUAAUUGCUUUCUACUCUUUGACUUUGGCAGUGUAAUUUAAAUUGAUUUUAAUGUUUCUCCGAAUGCGUAAAGAGGCAACGAACGAGAGAAUUAAGUAGUCCGUGACCACAUUCUAAUAAAAGAGCAUUAGCCUCUGUUCUUGCUCUACUUUCACCGUUACAAGUUCCUUCUGCGUCUAUUUUCUCUUUUAAACACGAAAUGUUAAGUCUUUAUCGACCGAGUUAAUUUUAUUUCUCAACCGAAUAGGAAAAAACUUUCGGACCGCAAGGCAAGGUUUUGUCGCGGUUUUAUUUGUUUUCGUUCUCGGUUUCCAGUUUCGAUUAGGUACGGUGGCCGCACCGCCGCAGUCUCGAUAACAAAUUAUUUAUCAUGUGAAUAUCGUCAUUAAAUUAUGAAGCGAAACCAAUAGUUUGGCAUCACAGGAUUUUGAGAGGCGGAUUAUUAUUUCGUCUGCUUAUCAAGUAAUAAUUUGUCAACAAUAAUGUGACUCAUGAAUUGAAACCAUUAAUAGGAGAACAUUAUAUUAAAAUGGUGGUUUACGAAAUACCUUUGGUGUCGUCCAAUUUGCGUCCAAAUGAAAUGAUCAUUCAGAUGGCAGAUACCUUAGAGUUUCUGGAUCAAGUGUCUAGUGAUAUUUUUGCCAGAGUUACACAACAAAUUCAGGAAAGCCGAACGAGAAUCAGCAACAUUCACAAGAGAGUUGAAGUUGCACAGUCCAAGAUUGAUGGACUCAAAGGCAGCCGCAAGGCCACCAAGAUAUUUUCAAGUUCAAGAUUUCCUGGGAAUUUGCAGGCCAACAGCAAAAGCAUUUUCCAUAAAUCUAGCGUGAAAUUCAGCAGAACUAAAAUAGACUUUGAUGGUUCAGAAUCUAUUGUGGAUGGAGACAUGGUUUUCUAUCCCACACAUCAACAAAAUGGAGCAAGACGUCAAACACCUGCUCCUCCGAGUUCUGUAUCAGAACUUUUGAUUUUCAACACAGAAGAUCUUGCCUUCCAGAGACAGUCAAAUUCAGAUAAAUCUUCUAAAUCAACUCUGCGUCGUAAACACGAUUCCGAAAUCUCUACCGACACUUCAAUCGGGGAAGCCCCUUGGUCCAUCAGUAGUCAAAGAGAUCAACUUGAACGAAGCAAUCCUCUAAAUUUUUCCUACAUGCCCGGACUGGGAGACGUUCCGGAAUUGGAUCUUCCUUUGGCCCUUCCAGACUUGCCAGGUGUUGCGGAUGAUUUGGCCUACAACGAAGACGUUGGCCCAGGGAUCGCACCUUCACUGAUAGCGGCCCUGCCCGAUUUAUCUCAACUAACUGAAAACAUCAAAACUGUUAAACAUUUCCCUGUUCCACCACCACCUCCGCCGUUCAUUCCUGCUCCAGUCAUCUCAACACCUCCUCCGCCCCCACCACCUUUAGCAACAAUUCCACUUCCUCCUCCUCCCCCUCCACCACCUGCUGUCAAUCUUCCUUUACCUCCACCACCACCUCCUCCUCCUGUGCCUACAUUGCCAGCCGUGAAAGCAUCACCAAGUAUUCCAGCUCCGGGCACCAAGCCCAGCGCUGCGCCGCUGGAUCGUUCUAACCUGAUGGCGGCCAUUCGGGAAGCGGGUGGAUUGAAUAAACUAAAAUCCUCUGCUCGUGUCAAGCACACGCAGGCGGUUAAAGAGCAACAACAGAGUGGCAGUAGUAAAUCUUCGGCUUCAACAUCUCAUCAAGCUCCGGCGGGCGACUUGAUGGCCGAUCUCUUUAACAAGCUUUCCAUGAGGCGAAAGGGAAUUUCUGGUCAGAAUCAAGAGGUUGCCGGCCCGAUGGAAAGAAUUUCCGCCAUGAUUCCACCUCCUCCUCAUCCAGCAGGCGCCAACGUCUCCAGUUCAGAUGAAGUUGAAGAUUGGAAAUGAUAUAUAUUUUUUUUUGUCGAUUGAAAUUACAAAGAAAUACAAUCGCGAGCCUCAGAAACAACACACAAGAACGAAUAAGUAAAUAUAGAAAAUCGCAAAUUUCAA
Messenger RNA from Daphnia pulicaria, 2049 nucleotides. Its product is annotated as WASH complex subunit 1-like. The record is from RefSeq and is a predicted model, not a curated record. The transcript has 5 exons. Gene Ontology annotation, biological process: Arp2/3 complex-mediated actin nucleation; endocytic recycling; exocytosis. Gene Ontology annotation, molecular function: actin binding; alpha-tubulin binding; gamma-tubulin binding. The coding region runs from base 586 to 1944 and encodes 452 amino acids. Lineage: Eukaryota; Metazoa; Arthropoda; Branchiopoda; Diplostraca; Daphniidae. Gene Ontology annotation, cellular component: recycling endosome; early endosome; WASH complex.